UUAACCCUACUUUCCUUAUUGUUGAAAUUAUAUGAAUUUUAGCUACAAAAUAGUUUUAAAAAUUUUGGAUAGAAACUGUUCGCUUGCAAUAAAAAAUGACAACAAAAAAAAGAGUAGAAAGUACCACCGACUCUACAUCAGGAUCCUCAUCAGCAUCAACAACAACUUCUUCGUCAAGUGGAUCAGAUUCUUCCUCUUCCAGCGAGUCAGAAUCUUCUUCUUCUCAAGAUAUAUCGAAACAACAGUUACUUUCGAAAAUUCCUGCAGCAGUUAAAUCUCAAAAUACUAAUGAAAGCAAAAAAGUGCCUCCCUUUGCAACUUCAAUACAAAAACAACGCAAAAACACAGAUGUUCCUCCUAAACUCCCAAAUAUGCAAAAACAAAUGGACAAGAAACCCAAAAAUAUCCAACAUAAGUCUUCACAUAUUUUAAAACCUCCCCAAACUCCGAAACCUUCAUCACGAAUGAGUGUGUAUUCCUCUGAUGAAGAUGAUAAUAACGAUGAAAAAGAUAAGAAUAAUAAAAUGGAAAAUCUAAAAAGAAAUCAAGCACAACAAAAAAGUCUGAUUAAACCUAAAGCAUCUGCUUCUAUUGCAUCAAAGCUGGGAUCAAAUUUAUCUGGCAAUAAGUGUAAUUUAUCAAAAGGAGCAUCCAAGAUACAGAAACCUAUCCUUAAGCCAUUCCCAUUAGUUCAGAAGGACUCUUCAAAAUCAAAUAAGUCAAUUUUAAAAUCAGAAUUGAACAAAAAAAAGAGUAUAUUUUCCCCUGAAAACAGUUCAGAUUCAGAUGAAGCUUUAAACUCAAAGGUUUCAAAGGCACUAACAAAAACUUCCAUCCAAAAACCACGCAACAAAGCAUCGCCACGUAUUCUAGAUAAACCAAAAGUUAUUGAACGUUCAAAAUCUGACAAAAAAGCUCCACCAAAGUCGAAAGCCGUCGUUUCUUCGGCAACGUCAACGACUAGUAGUAGUGACUCCUCCAGCAGCUCCGACUGCGGUACUAGCGUCGAUUCGAGCAUUUCGACGAAAAAAAUGGAAUCAAGAAAGCCUAUCAAAAAAGCUACUACGUCCAAAGUUUCUAAAGAAAGCCAUACCGAUUCCGAUGGUGAAAAAAAGCAACAAAUCACACGGAAGCUCACUAGAUCUGCAAACACCAGAAAAUCUAAGCAUGUAAUUGGAGUUGUAUAUUCCGACUCUGACUCGGAUACCGAAAGCACGAAGCGAUCUCUUAGUCGAUCACCAGUGAAAAGAGCACCCGUAACAGCUAAAGGAAAAACGAAAAUUACGAAAAAUCCAAAACGAAAUAGUGAAAUUCCUAUUUUAGAAGAACGUAAAUGUCCCAUUGACGGAUGUAAUAGUUCAGGACACCUAGGUGGUCGUUUCGAAAAGCAUUUUACGAUAGAAGCAUGUCCAAUUUAUCAUAAUUUAACAGCGCAGCAAUGUAAGGAGCAGCAAAUAGAGAGAAAGAAAAGGGAAGAUUUUAGGAAAAAAGCACUGGAUAUUUUCAAAAAAACAGCUAAGAUGGAUCCCACAGUCGAACAGAAAUCCUACCUCUAUAAAAUAAAAGAUUUAAGAUCCAAGUUUAAAAUGGAACCAGUCGAAGAUAUAAAACCAAACGUGGAUAAAAAUAAAGAACCUAAUCUGAAUAAUAUCGUUCCCGAAUACGACCUCAAACUGUUUAGGGACGCACAAGCCAUCGCUAGCGAAAAAAUUGAAGAAGAAUUAGAAAAACUUCCUAAUUUUAAAGGCACUAAAUACAUAGAAAUGGGCAAAUUCGAAAUGGAAGUGUGGUACCAGAGUCCUUACCCAGAAGACUAUGCUCGUUUACCUAAAUUAUACAUAUGUGAGUAUUGCUUGCGCUACAUGAAGUCUCGUACAGUGUUACAACGACAUGUGGUAAAAUGCGUGUGGAGGCAUCCUCCUGGCGAAGAAGUGUAUAGAAAAGACAAAAUAUCCGUUUGGGAAGUGGACGGUAAAAGAUAUAAACAGUACUGCCAGAAUUUGUGUCUGUUAGCUAAAUUCUUUCUUGAUCAUAAAACUCUUUAUUAUGAUGUUGAACCGUUCCUAUUCUACGUGAUGACCAUGGCCGACAACGAGGGUUGUCACACAGUGGGGUACUUCAGCAAGGAAAAAAAUUCUUUUCUGAAUUAUAACGUAUCCUGUAUUCUCACAUUACCCCCAUAUCAGAGGCAAGGCUACGGAAGGCUGCUCAUUGAUUUUAGUUAUCUGCUUACGCGAACGGAAGGUAAGAUCGGAUCGCCGGAAAAACCGUUGAGCGAUUUAGGUUUGAUAUCUUACCGAUCGUAUUGGAAAGACGUUCUUCUCGGUUAUUUAUGUUCCACCGCGGGUACGACCUUGUCCGUCAAGGAUAUCAGUCAGGAGAUGGCCAUACACUCGUACGACAUCGUGUCAACGCUUCAGGCGCUCGGUAUGAUGAAGUACUGGAAGGGCAAGCACAUAAUCCUCAGGAAGCAGGACGUCCUGGACGAAUACGUCGAGCGCGUGAAACGCCGAGGUUCGUUGUUAAAAGAGGUAGAUCCGGCAUGUUUGCGAUGGAAACCGUUCGUGCCACCCCAACCCGCCCCCGUUUAACACACGAUUAAGGGCUGCUUGACACUGUGGGGUCAUUGUAUAUGUAACCUUUUUUUAUCCGACAUUUAAAACAUUAUUUUAAGAGGGGGUCUUCCGCGGAGCAAACCGAAAAAGUGAAACAAAAGGAAAAUUGUAAUUUUUAAUUAGGGACUAAAUUAUUAAUAAUUACAUAUAGAUUUUGUGGAACUGCAUACUUGUAGUUAUCUGUACACAUAUUUAUCUAUUUUGAUAAUUAUUUUUCAUCAAUUUUUUAUCAUUAAUUUUACUGUUUUAAUUUGCACAUUUUUAAUUCUUGUACAUAUGUAUGUGCUUUUAUUAGCUGCUUAAUUGCGAACAAUUUAAUUAUUGGGCGAUUUUAUACAACAUUUUAUUUAACUACCUGUGUAUGUAGGUAUUGUGGACCACAAAAUACAUUGAUGUUUUAGGUGA
Agrilus planipennis (emerald ash borer) is the source of this 3020-nucleotide messenger RNA. It is a transcript of the gene chm, whose product is annotated as histone acetyltransferase KAT7. NCBI's taxonomy places the organism in Eukaryota, Metazoa, Arthropoda, Insecta, Coleoptera, Buprestidae. The record is from RefSeq and is a predicted model, not a curated record. Bases 96 to 2591 code for a protein of 831 amino acids. Gene Ontology annotation, cellular component: nucleus. Gene Ontology annotation, biological process: regulation of DNA-templated transcription. The transcript is spliced from 6 exons. Gene Ontology annotation, molecular function: histone acetyltransferase activity; zinc ion binding.